Messenger RNA from Chaetomium fimeti, 886 nucleotides. RefSeq names its product NADP-dependent oxidoreductase domain-containing protein. The record is from RefSeq and is a predicted model, not a curated record. Gene Ontology annotation, molecular function: aldose reductase (NADPH) activity. Lineage: Eukaryota; Fungi; Ascomycota; Sordariomycetes; Sordariales; Chaetomiaceae. The transcript is spliced from 2 exons. Gene Ontology annotation, cellular component: cytosol. The annotation marks the transcript as partial.
CAACAACACCAUGGCAACCCCCGAGGCCACUGCGGAGAUGCCGCCCAUGAUGUACGGCACCGCGUGGAAGAAGGAACGGACCGCCGAUCUCGUGUAUGAGGCCAUCAAGGCCGGCUUCCGCGGCAUCGACACUGCUGCCAUGAAGAGACACUACGACGAGGCCGGUACAGGCGAGGGCAUCCGCCGCGCAAUCAGCGAGGGCAUAUGUUCUCGGAAAGACCUCUUCAUCCAAACCAAAUUCACCCCCUUCGACUCCUCCAUCCCAUCCUACUCUCCCACGGACCCGAUCCCCACCCAGAUCCACGCCUCGCUCACCUCAUCCCUCGCCAACCUCUCCACGCCAGACCACGAACCCGCCUACCUCGACGCCCUAAUCCUGCACUCCCCCUUCCCCACCACAGCCGAAACCCUCCAAGCCUGGUCCGCCCUCGCAACCUACCUCCCCACCUCCACCACCACCACCACCGACCCCUCCCGCGCCGGCCGCGUCCGCCGCCUCGGCAUCUCCAACGUCACCCUGCCCACCCUGCGCGCCCUCUCCUCCUCCUCCCCGCAAUCCCCAACCCCCCUCCCACCACCCCCCAGCAUAAUCCAAAACCGCUUCCGCGCCGCCGAGCGCCGCUGGGACAUCAGCGUGCGCACCUGGUGCGCCACCCACAACGCCGGCUACCAGGGCUUCUGGACGCUGACGGGCAACCCACUCGUCUGGCAACAACAGCAAUCCGCCCCGGAGAACGGGGACGGGGGGUUUGUGGCGCGGGUGGCGCGCGGGGCGGGGUUGUCGCGCGCGGGCGCGUGGUAUGCGCUGCUGAUGGUGCGGGCCGGGGUGGUGGUGCUGAACGGGACGGGGGAUGGGGCGCAUAUGCGGGAGGAUCUGGAGGUGCUG